AUGGUACGAGUAUUAAAAUAUUGCCAUUUUAUAAUAAUCAGAUUAGUCAAAGCUGCUUUCAAUCAAAGAAAUAUAAUUACUUUACCAAUUGAAUUUAUCCUCAACUUUUCAUUAAUAUUUAUUUGGUUGAAUCUGUUCUCAUAUGCUAAAUAUAUUCCAACAAAUAUUAGACCCGCAAUCCACUCAAAGUUUGCCUUCUUAAUGGACUCAUACCUUUUUGGAGAUACAUUUAAAGAAUUAAAUGCACAAUACAAUGUCAAUGAUCUAAGUAUACUGUCCAUAUUUACCUCUUCUACAUUUACAAUCAUUUGUCUGUUAUUAAUUCCACUAUCUGUCUGGUAUUAUGUGUAUUAUAUUAGAAAAUUGAAAUAUAAUUUAAUUGAUUGGUAUGAUCACAUUUUCCACUUUGAAAACAUCAACAACGUUAAAAGACUUAGACUUAUUGUUUACCCAUAUUUGAUACCGUUCCUUUCAUUUACUGUCUUAAAUAUUUUGCAUCUUUUCACUAAACAAGAAACAAACAAUUUUUCAAAGACAAAGGACCUUUUAGCAUGGACUUCGUAUGUGAUCUUACAUAUCACGGUCCCUAUAUUAACUGCCAUUUAUUUAUAUUUAUUCCAUGUUCCAGGUGUUGUCAAGUAUUUCAGUCUUUCCUUAGGUAUUCAAAAUUUGUUAGGAAUCUUCACACAUCUAGUAUUCCCCACUGCAUCACCAUGGUUUACCCAUUUAUACGGAAUCAACGAUGUUGAUCAUGUAAAUUAUGAACAAGAAGGUUUUGCUGCUGGUUUAGUUAGAGUUGAUAAACAUCUGGGGACCCACUUAAAUACAAAUGGUUUCCAUCAGAGUCCUAUUGUGUUUGGUGCAGUGCCAUCCUUGCAUUCCGCUAUAGCAUUCCAAUGUUUUCUAUUUAUUAUGACCAGAGCCUCCUCUUUGAAAAAUAGAUUUUCGUCUUCAAAUGAGAUACUGCCAUUAGAUGAUGAACAAUCAUCAACGGUGUCUUCCUCUCCAUCUUCUUCCACCCCUUCUUCACCCUUCUCUGAAUCAUUUGAUUAUGCUAGAAACCAACUACCAAACCCAAUAGUACCAUCUUUAUCUUCUUCUACAUCCUCUCUCUCUCUAACUAAAACAUCUUCAAUGUUCAGUAGUGAUGAAGAGACGACUCAUGAAGUUAGAGAAAUAAGCAAGUGUCAAAUAGAUGAAAAGAUUCAUGAUUUAGAACAAUCCGUCAAUAACUUAGCCUCCGAGAAUCCAUUAAAUUAUGUUAAAUUAUAUGAAUUUGACCAACAAUUUGCCAACAGUUGGAGAUUUAUUAUUUUCAACAAGGGUCUCAUUGCUAAGAUGUUAAUUUCCGGUUACAUCAUAUUGCAAUGGUGGACCACAAUGUAUUUAGACCAUCAUUAUAGAUUCGAUUUGUUCGUAGGGAUGUUAUACUCGUUGCUCACGUUUAUUAUUAUGAACAUAUUUUUCAUGCAACCAAAAGUGAUGAAACCAUGGAUUGAAGUUAGAUUAGGGGAAAGAGACGAUGUCAAGAAUGAGUCUAGAACUUUUGGCAUGAGGGUGUUUCAAGGUUCGAGAUAUGAAUGGUUUUUCGAUCCAUUGGCAUAA
Messenger RNA from Arxiozyma heterogenica, 1605 nucleotides. It is a transcript of the gene IPT1, whose product is annotated as inositolphosphotransferase. Gene Ontology annotation, molecular function: inositol phosphoceramide synthase activity. Bases 1 to 1605 code for a protein of 534 amino acids. Gene Ontology annotation, biological process: inositol phosphoceramide metabolic process; sphingolipid biosynthetic process. The transcript has a single exon. Gene Ontology annotation, cellular component: inositol phosphoceramide synthase complex. The record is from RefSeq and is a predicted model, not a curated record. Lineage: Eukaryota; Fungi; Ascomycota; Saccharomycetes; Saccharomycetales; Saccharomycetaceae.